Penicillium robsamsonii is the source of this 540-nucleotide messenger RNA. RefSeq names its product Alb1 domain-containing protein. The coding region runs from base 1 to 540 and encodes 179 amino acids. The record is from RefSeq and is a predicted model, not a curated record. Gene Ontology annotation, cellular component: nucleolus; preribosome, large subunit precursor. The transcript has 3 exons. Gene Ontology annotation, biological process: ribosomal large subunit export from nucleus. NCBI's taxonomy places the organism in Eukaryota, Fungi, Ascomycota, Eurotiomycetes, Eurotiales, Aspergillaceae.
AUGGCGAAGAGCAAAAACCAGUCCCAGCGUUCCCGCGCAGCACGGAGAGCAGCGUCCCCAAGUCUCGACCUUGAUAAGUCGGUGACUUCACUGCCCCGAGCGGAAUCUCCUACCACAACAAGGCCUUCGGUUCUGGCUGACCGUGCCAAUGCUGGUAUCCAGAAAAAGAAAAAUAAAAAUGAGAAGAUUUCAAGGGCCCAGCGCUUAAGGCAACAAAAGGGAAUGGACCGAGCCGAGGCCGUGAUGGAUCAAUUGGAAAUCAAAAAGGCUAAGAGUCUGGCUCGCGGCAAGGCCGUCAACUCUCGCAGAGCUGAUUGGGAAGAUACCAACCGCAAGACCUUGGCGUUCGACGCUCUUCGACAAGAUGACGACGAGGAUGACGAGGAUGAUGAUGCGAUGGCCGAAGAUUCUGUGCCGUCCGGGAUUCCUGUCGCAAAUAACGUGUUCCAAAUCCCAACCGAAGCCUCAAUCGAAAUUGAAGGCGCCAAUCCCGCAACGGACGAGACUGCGACUAUCGAUGAAGCCGAUGAGAUCACCUGA